CGGCUCUCUCAAUAUAUGCAUGGUCCGUUGGCUGCUCAUUGGCUUGCAGCCAAACGCAUUUUACGGUAUCUUAAAGGAACCAUGUGUCAUGGUCUUCUACUGCGCGCUGAUGCUCCUUUGAACCUUACAGCCUUUAGUGAUGCCAAUUGGGGCGGCCCGGACACUGCUGGCCGUUCUACUACUUCUUACCUCAUCUACCUGGGCUCUAAUGUUAUUUCAUGGAAAUCUGCUUUACAAAAAACAGUCUCUCGAUCCUCCACUGAGGCGGAAUAUCGAGCGAUUGCCAAUGCUGCCGCCGAAGUUCUUUGGGUUCAACAUUUACUUCGUGAGCUGUCUAUCUCAUUUACCGCUCCUCCACGCUUGUUUACUGAUAGUCUUAGUGCAACUUAUGUCUGCAAAAAUCCCGUGUUUCAUUCUCGCAUGAAACAUCUCGCCUUGGAUUACUUUUUUGUACGUGAUUUGGUUGCAGCCGGCUCUCUUCUUGUUCAUCAUGUUUCUUCCAAAUUCCAGCGGGCAGAUGUCCUCACAAAACCACUAGGACGAGCUGGUUUUCUCUAUUUUCGGUCCAAGAUGGGAGUCUCCGAUGGAUCCUCCAUCUUGAGGGGGCGUAUAAAGGAUAUACAUUAAUCAGUUUUUAUCUUAACCAUUAUCAUUAAUUAUUGUUAAUAGUUUAGUAUAUAUCCAUAUGUAUUUACUCAUGUAUAUCUCCUGUAACCAACUGCACGAAUGAGUACUAGAAUCCUAGUUGAACUCUACUGCCUGUAGCUUACAUAUACGGAUGUACUAUUCUUUUUCAAUUCAAUGAAAAUCACAAUUGCUUACAAAGACUACGACGAACUUCCCGGCUAGACUGCAAGCAAGGUCUCCUAAAUUACUCG
Molecule: messenger RNA, 878 nt
Organism: Cuscuta europaea
Lineage: Eukaryota; Viridiplantae; Streptophyta; Magnoliopsida; Solanales; Convolvulaceae
Source: the annotation of a GenBank genome assembly